Rhinichthys klamathensis goyatoka is the source of this 2103-nucleotide messenger RNA. It is a transcript of the gene tgfb2, whose product is annotated as transforming growth factor, beta 2. Lineage: Eukaryota; Metazoa; Chordata; Actinopteri; Cypriniformes; Leuciscidae. Gene Ontology annotation, molecular function: type III transforming growth factor beta receptor binding; growth factor activity; cytokine activity. The record is from RefSeq and is a predicted model, not a curated record. The transcript has 7 exons. The coding region runs from base 1 to 927 and encodes 308 amino acids. Gene Ontology annotation, biological process: regulation of cell population proliferation; transforming growth factor beta receptor signaling pathway; BMP signaling pathway. Gene Ontology annotation, cellular component: extracellular region.
AUGGUGUCAGUAACGGUGCCCAUUGUGUUUGUUCCAGAUGUCAUCUCUCCAACAUAUUACAACCCGUACUUCAGGAGGCUAAGGUUUGACGUGAGCUCCAUGGAGAAAAACGCUUCAAACCUGGUGAAGGCAGAGCUCAGGAUCUUCAGGCUGCAGAACCCAAAGGCCCGUGUGUCUGAGCAGCGGAUUGAGCUUUACCAGAUUCUAGGUCAUAAAGAGCUCACAUCACCCACACAGCGCUACAUCGACAGCAAGGUGGUGCGCACCCGCAUGGAGGGCGAGUGGCUGUCGUUCGACGUGACCGAGGCCGUCAGUGAGUGGCUGCUGCACAGAGACAGAAACAAUGGAUUCAAGAUCAGCCUGCACUGUCCCUGCUGCACAUUUGUGCCGUCAAAUAAUUACAUCAUCCCCAACAAGAGCGAGGAGCUGGAGACACGCUUUGCAGGUAUAGAUGACAGCUUUGUGCACGGAGGGGAUCUGAAGAUGUUUAAAAAGCGCCGUCACAGUGGCCAGUCUCCACACCUGCUGCUGAUGCUGCUUCCAUCGUACCGUCUGGAGUCCCAACACAAGAGCCACCGACAGAAGCGAGCUCUGGACGCAGCCUUCUGCUCCAGAAAUGUGCAGGACAACUGCUGUUUACGCUCUCUCUACAUCGACUUCAAGAAGGAUCUGGGCUGGAGGUGGAUCCACGAACCGAAAGGUUAUAACGCCAACUUCUGUGCAGGAGCCUGUCCGUAUCUGUGGAGCGCGGACACUCAACACAGCAAUAUCCUUGGCCUCUAUAACACCAUUAAUCCAGAAGCGUCUGCAUCUCCUUGCUGUGUGUCUCAGGAUCUGGAACCCCUCACAAUCCUUUACUACAUCGGCAAAACCCCCAAAAUUGAGCAGCUCUCCAACAUGAUUGUCAAGUCCUGCAAGUGCAGCUAGGAACCGAUUUCCAAGAACACACAUCCACACAAACAAACACACAAUAAUUUAAACCCAAUCACAAACAUGCUGGGCAGGGUGUCAAGGUACAACAGAGUAAUUCCUACAGAAUAGUUCCUACAAGAAGUCCAGACCAUCAAAAACUCUCCAAAGCCAAGAUGAUGCGUAAAAACACACAUCUGAAUGGUGUGUGGAUGUGUGAACUUGUGCUGGAAACAGCCCUGUCGGCAUGUGUCACAUCACCCACUCAUCACUCUAUGGAUGUGAGUUUGGCAAACACUGGAAGUUUGUUAUAGGUGUCUAUAUGUGAAGCAAGCGGAAGAAAAAUCCCUUGUUCCAUUUAUUUCAAACAAACACUUCUUUCUGUUUUUUGUUUUUUUCAUUGUUGUUUUGUUUCCCCUCAAUUCAGAUAUUGUUUGCUUGACUUUUUUUAAUCAUAUUUAAAACCCAUGAUAUUGUUCACCGAUACUGGUGAAGAGCUGGAAAGUUCUGACAAGCAUUUGUCUCAAACUGUGUUGCUGCCACAAAUGAACUCCAUGCCUGGCGCGAAUAAACCGUUUUUGCAAGGGGGUAGAGUUGGCGACUGACCGAUGAAAUAUUUUUAAAGUUAAUGCACGCCUCAGAAAGGCAUAGUUUUACCACCUUACAUGGUGUAAAAAAAGGCCAAGACCAACAAGUCAUGUUGCUCCAAGCAGCCAAAGACGUUAUGUUCCAUUGCGAACAGCCAUUUAGGUCAGAAACAUUCUCUACACAACUGCAGUCGUGAAUGCUUGGCCAACACAUUGCAAGCAAAACCAUUGCACACUCUUGCAUUAUUGUGGCAGCAACAAAUAGAUUUUCCAUCAAAUGUCUGUGCCAUUAAGCCAAAUGUUUUAUCAUGCAGAUAGUUAGAUAUAAACAUGUUGACAGUGCCGAGCAAGAUUCUCUUCAAAUUGUUGUUCCAGCAUGAGAGUUAUUGAUCUGAAAGAGAAAAGUGACUAGAAGUUCAUGCAAAAAGAUGGCGUUUCUGAAAAGAAUGACCUUGACUUUUUGAUACUCACCACGCAGAGCUAUACCAGAGCAUAUAGUGCCUGGUUAAACUGGAAUACGGGUGGUUGGUGAAUAAAACGCUGGUUUUGCGCUGAAAUACAAGUGGCAACAAAAUACAAAUGCAAAAGUGGCAACUUGGUGAAAUCA